This is a messenger RNA of Plutella xylostella (diamondback moth), 1083 nucleotides long. The record is from RefSeq and is a predicted model, not a curated record. Lineage: Eukaryota; Metazoa; Arthropoda; Insecta; Lepidoptera; Plutellidae.
AUGGCAAUCAAAUGUAACGGAUGUGAGAAUGAUAUAAUUACACAAGAUUUUAUGAAAUGUUUCAAGUGCAAAAAGUUCUAUGACCUGCCAUGUCUGAAUGUAACCUCGACUGUUUUCGCUAACUUCUCCUCCGAGUAUAAAGAAAAGUGGUUGUGUCCUGGCUGUUCCAGACCUAAAGGUGAUAACAGUUUAACCCCAGUCCGAUCCACAGCCCCGGAAGCAAGUAACAACACCACACAACCGACUAGUAACGUCAACAUGCUCCGCGGUAGUAGGCUAACUGCCAGUAAGUCUGAGAAAGAUAAUGUGGACAUAAAGUCGCUCGCAAAUGAAAUUCGUCUAAUGCGAAAAGAGAUCCAAGAUCUUACUCAAAAACAGAAAACUGAAAUUCCGCUUUUAAGGAAAGAGGUAGCUGAUUUGUCUACUCAGUUAAACGCAGUCUCUACAACAAUUACAGAAAGACUAGGCGAGUUUGCUAAGCGGAUUUCUGAUCAGGAGCGGGAAAUACUUCAUUUGAAAGCCUCCCUGCAGCAAUCUCAAGCAAUAAUAUCUGCUCAAGACCAGUACCUCCUAAAAAAUGAAAUUGAAAUCGCCGGCGUCCCAGAAACCGAAAAUGAGAAUAUUGAGCACAUAGCUAUGGUAAUUUCAAAGAGGAUUGGCGUUGAUUUGAAGAACGAGGACUUAGACGACGUCUUUCGAGCUGGCCCUCGCCGUGUCACAUCUCAAAACCCAGCUCAUCCAGAAAAGUUGCCACGGACUAUAGUGGUCAAGCUGGUUCGCCAGACAAAGCGCCGCGAGCUGAUUAAAGCUGCCAAGUCUCGGCGGAAUUUAACGUCAGAAGGAGUUGUCAAUGCCCCCCCACACAAACUCUUUAUAAACGAGAGGCUUACAAAGGGCAACCGGAUAUUAUUUCGUGAAGCAAGACUACGAGCUCGUCAGAAUGGAUUUAGAUACUGCUGGGUUAAGGACGGAUCAAUCCUCAUUCGAAAGGUCGAUAAGUCGACAGCAAUCACGAUCCGCAAUCUGGAGGACCUGGACAAGUACCUGCCGAUCCCCAAGGCCUUGCAAAGCGAAACUUCUUGA